UAGCAAUAGUUGAUAGGGGGAGUUGUCAACAGUAAAGACGGUGGCUUUGCCUUAAAUUGGGAUUGGGUUUUUCUACGAUUUGAUACGAUUGGGGAGGGGGAUUUGGAUUUGGAGAUGGGUUCUUGCUACUCCAAAGCCAGAGGUAGCGGGAUGGCUAAAUCUACAGCUACAGCUACAGAAGCAGCAUGUGCUUCACCCUUGAAGCAGAAGCAGAGGCAAGGGUCGCGUAGAUGGAGAAAGAAAGCAGAUUGGUCAAGGUCCAUGGAUGAGGCAGACCUCCGGAAUAUAGCUGGGACUGGGAGGAUGUUUAUCAACGGUGCUACCAAGUCUGCAUGCCUGUAUACGCAGCAGGGCAAGAAAGGUACCAAUCAGGAUGCCAUGCUCGUUUGGGAGAAUUUCAGUUCAAGGAACGAUACAGUAUUCUGUGGGGUAUUUGAUGGUCAUGGUCCUUAUGGUCAUAUGGUUGCUAAUAAAGUUCGGGAUUCUCUUCCUCUCAUCCUGUGUACCCAAUGGAAUGGUAUUUCUGCUGGUGAUGAGAUCAAUCUAUGUAAGACAACUGUUUCUGAGGAUGCUGCAUCUUUGAGCAUGGACGAUGAGUGCUCUGAGUUGUUAGAUAUUGAAGAAAAUGAACAACUCCCUGAUUUGUAUUGGCAACUUAAACAGUCUAUACUGAAGGCCUCCAAGUUGAUGGACAAGGAAUUAAAGUUGCACCCAACAAUUGAUUGUUUCUGCAGUGGCUCAACUGCUGUUAUUUUGAUAAAGCAGGGUCAGGAUCUUGUAAUUGGAAAUGUUGGUGACUCAAGAGCGGUGCUGGCAAUGAGAGACAAAGAUAACUCUUUGAUGGCUAUGCAAUUGACAGUUGACUUGAAGCCUGAUCUGCCAAGGGAAGCUGCAAGGAUCCAGCAAUGUAAAGGAAGGGUCUUUGCCCUGCAGGAUGAACCAGAGGUUGCACGUGUAUGGUUACCUAAUAAUGACUCACCUGGUUUGGCAAUGGCCAGAGCUUUUGGAGACUUCUGUCUGAAGGAUUUUGGUUUGAUUUCCAUCCCGGAUAUCUUCUAUCACCACCUUACUGAAAGAGAUGAAUUCAUUAUUCUUGCUACUGAUGGGGUUUGGGAUGUUCUCUCAAAUAAAGAAGCAGUAGAUAUUGUGGCUUCAGCCCCUAGCCAUGCAACAGCAGCCAGAGCUCUUGUAGAUUGCGCUACUCGAGCAUGGAGGCUUAAAUACCCUACUUCCAAGAAUGAUGAUUGUGCUGUUGUAUGCCUCUUUCUAGAUGAUCUACAUUUAAAAAGUGGAUCUCCAGAAGAAAAAAACAUGAUAGCUCAUAAGGAAUCAGCAGUGAUGGUGGUAACUGAUGAGAAUAAUGUGGAUUCUAAUGCUCCUAGCCCGAAGCAUUCUAGUCCUCAAGGAAGUUUUGAUGAGAUUGUCCCUGUUUCUGAGCCAACGGAGGCAACGUUCUCAGGAAAGUGUUCAGGCCAGUCCAAGAGGAGCCUCGCAGAGUGCAUUUCAGUUACUGAUGAUGAGGAGUGGUCAGCCUUAGAAGGCAUCACCAGGGUUAAUAGUUUAUUAAGCCUUCCCAGGAUUCUCUCUGGUGACAGAAGAUCAGCCAGUUGGAGAAAGUGGUUAUGAAACAAGCAAUACUUGCAUCAAAAUCAGAAGUUGAAUAUUCUGCAGUGAGUACAUUUUUGAAGAGUUUAAAAUAAUGUUCAUUUGAAGUUGGAGAACCUGUAGGUUUGGAGUUCCAGAUGCAGAUGACAGGUACCAAAUUAUUCUCAGAUCUAUCUUAUGCGUGGAUGAAGAUCUUUAAUAGUAUUUGCUGAACUGAACGAAGUAGUCUCGUAUGCUGCUUGGAUUGGCCAUCCAUAAUGUUCCUUGAGCAUUAUAAAUAGUGCAUUCUAUUUGGUGAAUUAUAAAAAAUGCAUCUUUAAUUUUUUAUACCAUGUCUGGACUCUGGACUCUGGAUUGAAAAUUGUAGUAAAGGAAAGGAAGUGUUUCGUUUAUUGGCCACAAGAAAAGGGUUUAUAUGAGGAAGAAAGUGCUUGUUGUGCAGGCAAUUCA
Messenger RNA from Rubroshorea leprosula, 2055 nucleotides. The record is from the annotation of a GenBank genome assembly. Lineage: Eukaryota; Viridiplantae; Streptophyta; Magnoliopsida; Malvales; Dipterocarpaceae.